UAACGCGGCUGCAGCGGCGGCAGCGCGGGGCUUGUGGUGUUGCCGCCAUUCGCGUUCGCGGCUCUUCCCCUGCGCCAUGUUCAUCUACCUGAGCAAGAAGAUCGCAAUUCCUGGUAAUGUUCGAUUAAGAUGCAUUUCCUGGAAUAAGGAUCAAGGUUUCAUAGCCUGUGGUGGAGAAGAUGGGUUACUGAAAGUUUUAAAGUUAGAAACACAAACAGAAGAAGCAAAACUAAAGGGACUUGCAGCUCCUAGCAAUCUUUCUGUGAAUCAAACUCUUGAAGGUCAUAGUGGUUCUGUGCAAGUGGUGACAUGGAAUGAACAAUAUCAAAAAUUAACAACCAGUGAUCAAAAUGGGCUCAUCAUCGUGUGGAUGUUGUAUAAAGGUGCCUGGUAUGAAGAGAUGAUUAACAACAGAAAUAAAUCUGUUGUUCGAAGUAUGAGCUGGAAUGCUGAUGGACAAAAAAUUUGCAUUGUAUAUGAAGAUGGAGCUGUGAUUGUUGGAUCAGUGGAUGGUAAUCGUAUUUGGGGGAAAGAUCUGAAAGGUACACACCUGUGCCAUGUGACCUGGUCUUCUGACAGCAAAGUUUUACUCUUUGGAAUGGCAAAUGGAGAAAUUCAUAUUUAUGACAAUCAGGGGAAUUUUAUUGUGAAAAUGAAACUGAGUUGUUUGGUGAACCUAACUGGAGCAUUCAAUAUUGCUGGAAUACAUUGGUAUCAUGGUACAGAAGGCUACAUUGAACCAGGUUGUCCUUGUCUUGCUGUCUGUUAUGACAAUGGAAGAUGCCAGAUAAUGAGAGAUGAGAAUGACCAGAAUCCUGUUUUGAUCGACACUGGUAUGAAUGUAGUAUGUAUUCAGUGGAACCACUGUGGAAGCGUAUUGGCGGUGGCAGGCUCCCUAAAAACAACUUCUCAAGAUAAAGAUGUAAAUAUUGUGCAAUUCUACACUCCGUUUGGUGAGCAUUUGCGCACGCUGAAAGUUCCUGGCAAACAGAUGUCAGCCUUGUCUUGGGAGGGAAGUGGACUGAAAAUUGCACUAGCUGUUGAUUCUUACAUAUAUUUUGCAAACAUUCGGCCAGAUUACAAGUGGGGUUAUUGUUCGAAUACAGUGGUUUAUGCAUAUACUCGACCUGAUCGUCCAGAAUAUUGCGUAGUAUUUUGGGACACAAAAAACAAUGAGAAGUAUGUGAAAUAUGUCAAGAGCCUGAUUUCUGUAACAACUUAUGGGGACUUCUGUGUUUUAGCAACUAAAGCAGAUGAAAAUCAACCUCAGUAUGUGCUGGUUCUCUGUAAUUCCAUUGGAACUCCCUUGGACCCAAAAUAUAUUGAUAUUGGACCGUUGUUUGUCACAAUGACCAAAACACAUGUGAUAGCAGCUUCAAAAGAAGCAUUUUACAUCUGGCAGUAUCGUGUUGCAAAGAAGCUCACAGCAAUGGAAAUUAAUCAGCUAGCACGGACCAGAAAAGAAGGCAGGGAAAGGCUUUAUCAUAUUGAUGAUACCCCUUUGGGAUCUGCAGAGGACCGUCUUGAUUAUGUCAAAGCCAUUGAAGGAACAAGAGAUCCAAUUUGUGCAAUAACAGCAUCGGAUAAAAUACUACUUGUGGGAAGAGAAUCUGGCACUAUUCAGAGAUACAGCCUUCCUAGUGUUGGCAUAGUUCAGAAGUACACCCUGAACUGCCGGGCAUAUCAGCUGUCUUUGAACUGCAACUCCAGUCGUGUUGCUAUCAUAGACCUUUCAGGUGUUUUGACUUUCUUUGACCUGGAUACACGGGUAGUAGACAGUACAGGACAACAAGUAAUAGGUGAGCAGCUGAAGUUGGAACGCAAAGAUGUCUGGGAUAUGAAAUGGGCCAAAGAUAAUCCAGAUUUGUUUGCAAUGAUGGAGAAAACAAGAAUGUAUGUUUUCAGAAACUUGGAUCCUGAGGAACCUAUUCAAACUUCCGGAUAUAUUUGCAGUUUUGAAGAUUUAGAAAUCAAAUCUGUUCUUCUGGAUGAAAUAUUAAAGAAUCCUGAACAUCCUAACAAAGAUUAUAUCAUCAAUUUUGAAAUUCGGUCAUUACGAGACAGUCGAGCACUGAUUGAGGAAGUUGGGAUUGAAGAAUCUUCCCAGUUCAUAGAAGAUAAUCCACAUCCCAGACUUUGGCGUCUCCUGGCUGAAGCUGCUCUUCAGAAGCUCGAUCUGCAGACUGCUGAGCAAGCUUUUGUACGCUGCAAAGAUUAUCAAGGUAUUAAAUUUGUCAAGCGUCUAGGCAACCUGCAGAGUGAGUCAAUGAAGCAAGCAGAAGUGGCAGCCUAUUUUGGCAGAUUUGAAGAAGCUGAAAGAAUGUAUUUGGAUAUGGAUAGAAGAGAUCUUGCCCUUGGACUACGGAUGAAACUGGGAGAUUGGUUUCGUGUAUUGCAGCUGUUGAAAACAGGCUCAGGUGAUUCUGAUGAUGCCCUUCUUGAACAAGCACACAACGCUAUUGGAGAUUAUUUUGCAGACCGUCAGAAAUGGAUAAAUGCUGUACAAUAUUAUGUACAAGGACGAAACCAGGAACGUUUAGCCGAAUGUUACUACAUGUUAGAGGAUUACCAGGGACUGGAGAAUCUAGCUAUCUCACUUCCAGAGAAUAAUAAAUUGCUUCCUGAUAUAGCUCAUAUGUUUGUAAGAGUGGGGAUGUGCGAACAAGCUGUGUCUGCCUUUCUGAAAUGUAAUCGACCGAAGGACGCAGUAGAUACUUGUGUGCAUCUCAACCAAUGGAAUAAAGCUGUGGAGCUGGCUAAAAAUCACAAUAUGAAAGAGAUUGGAUCCUUGUUAGCUAGAUAUGCAACUCAUUUGCUGGAAAAGAAUAAAAUCCUUGAUGCAAUAGAACUUUAUCGUAAAGCCAAUUAUUUCUUUGAUGCUGCUAAGCUCAUGUUCAAGAUUGCAGAUGAAGAGGCAAAGAAAAGAGCAAAGCCAUUGCGAGUUAAAAAGCUGUAUGUAUUAUCAGCUUUACUUAUAGAACAGAGCCAUGAACAAAUGCAAAAUGCACAAAGGGGAAAGGUUAAAGGAAAAAAUUCAGAGACAGCUUCAGCUUUGGCUGGUCUGCUAGAAGAAGAUGUCCUUUCUUCAGCUAAUCGCUUUGCAGACAAUGCUUGGCGAGGAGCUGAGGCUUACCAUUUUUUUAUACUUGCACAAAGACAGCUCUACAAAGGUUCUGUAGAUGCAGCACUCAAGACAGCCCUUCAUUUACGGGAUUAUGAGGACAUUAUACCUGCUGUUGAAAUUUAUUCCCUUUUGGCUCUCUGUGCAUGUGCACAUAGAGCAUUUGAUAUUUGUUCAAAAGCCUUUGUUAAACUGGAAUCCUUGGAAACUCUCAGCCCAGAACAGAGGCAACAGUAUGAAGAUCUUGCUCUAGAGAUAUUCACAAAGCAUUGUCCUAAGUAUAACAAAAAAUCCGAUCUGGAUGAUGUUCUUGAGAGUGGAGAUGGAAAACUUCCCGUAUGUGUUGCAACAGGAGACCCUAUCAUGGAGUAUCGAUUCUGGAUGUGCAGUGUGUGUAAGCAUUGUGUGAAAGCCAAAGAAAUAAGCAAUUAUAACUUUUGUCCUCUGUGCCACAGUCCUGUAGCAUAACAGGGAGUAAAGCGAUUUGUUUAAUCAACUAAGGAAACCAGUGUGAACCCUCAGACUGGAAGCUGGUAAUAGGCUACUUUUUAUAAGUAGCUUGAAGUGAGCAGCUUACAUCUGCUAAGCAGAUCUCAAGAGCUGUAACUGUCAUCCUCAUUAUACAUGAAGAUUGAAAGGACACAGAGUCUCAUUUAGAAAUAAGCUUUACUAUUUUACUAGAUUUUAACCACUGCUUCGAUGGUACAGUAUGGAAGUGUUGCAGGUCACUUAUCCAUGGUAUGAGUUUUCUCCACAAAGACUCAGCACUUGACUGGUAAUGUUCACAAGCAUUAAACUUCAUUUUGUAUGUUGUUUGUUUUUUGAGGAAAAGAUUGUGAGGAGUCUUGUUUCUCCUAGCAUUUCUUUCGGAGCAAAUAAUACAUGUCUUUCAAUAUUCUUUUAUGGA
Molecule: messenger RNA, 4028 nt
Organism: Rhea pennata
Lineage: Eukaryota; Metazoa; Chordata; Aves; Rheiformes; Rheidae
Gene: WDR35
Product: WD repeat domain 35
Exons: 28
Coding region: 77-3589 (1170 amino acids)
Biological process (GO): intraciliary retrograde transport; non-motile cilium assembly; protein localization to cilium
Cellular component (GO): intraciliary transport particle A; non-motile cilium
Molecular function (GO): protein binding
Source: RefSeq, a predicted model, not a curated record